AUGCGCUCCUCUGCGAUCUGCUCUCGGCGCUCCUGCUCUGGCAGGGAAGUUGGACCAGAUGAGCUCCGAGGUCCCUUCCAGCUCCUGACACUCGAUGAUUCUGAUUCCUCUCUUGCCCCAACGGCCUGGUGAAAGGCAGAACAAAGCGCUGCUGUCUCCGGCUGCAGCUCUCUGGCCCGAGAGCCAAGACUUUACUCCUCUCCCCUGGUACCCAGCGCCCGGGAAGCGCCCAGCGCCAAGGCUCGCUCGGUAGGCUCGGUCCGGCCCGGCUCGGCUCUGCCCGGUUGUGCCCGGCAGGUGGUGCCGCCGAGCCGGCCCCGGCGCCGGGAAUAAAGUCGGGAAGAAGGAGCGGAGCGGCGGGAGCGCGAUGGGGCAGCGGGCGGCGGGCGGCAGCGGCUGAGCCAGCGCCGAGAACAAAGCGGCUGGGGCCGGGCGGCGGCGGCGGCGGCGCCGGAGCGGGCCCGGGGAGAGCAGCGGCUCGGCUCUGCCGCUCCCUCCCUCCCAUGCUGGAAGGGAAGGAGGGAUCCCGGCAGUCGGAGAAGGGGAACUGCGGCGGCCGGGGCGGGGAGAGGCCCCGGGUUGGCCGUCGGAGCGCUCGGAGAGCUGUGCGGGGCGUGGGCGGCCGCGGAACCGGGGUUGAGGUUUGGUCCGGUCCGGGCGGCUCCUGCCCUCUGUGCUCCCUCGCACAGGCUUCGGGGCUCGCUGAGCCGAAAAGAGGCAAAACUAUUGAGGUUUGGAAGUGAAAUUCCGGAGGAAAUUUAAAGAGCAUCCGGAUCCGGAGAAGGAGAGAAAGAAAGAGGAAGGGAGGAAGAAAUCAGAGCGCGGAGAGCCCUCGGGCGGCGGCGGCGAGGACGGGGAGAGAGCGACAGAAAGAGAGAGAGAAGAGAGAGCAAAGCUGGCAGCGGCUGCGAUGGGGAAAUGAAUCACUCUGGAGGCAGCACCAAAGAGGAGCCUCAGUCCUGCUAAGAGACCUGAGGAGGAAGCUGCUGGAGGAAGAGCUCUGCACUAACUCCUGCCUGUAGCCCUUGCCCCUACUAACCAAUGUCAACAACUAGGGAGCAGCCAAUCUUCAGCACCAGGGCCCACGUGUUCCAGAUCGACCCUGCCACCAAGAGGAACUGGAUCCCUGCCAGCAAGCAUGCCCUCACCGUCUCCUACUUCUACGAUGCCACCCGCAGCGUCUACAGGAUCAUCAGCGUGGGCGGCACCAAGGCCAUCAUCAACAGCACCAUCACCCCCAACAUGACCUUCACAAAGACCUCCCAGAAGUUUGGGCAGUGGGCAGACAGCAGAGCCAACACUGUCUAUGGGCUGGGCUUUGCCUCCGAGCAGCAUCUCUCCCAGUUCGCAGAGAAGUUCCAGGAGGUGAAGGAGGCAGCACGGCUGGCCAGGGAGAAGUGCCAGGACAAAACAGAGCUGACCAACCCUGCCCUGAGCAUCACAUCCCACCAGGUCCUUCCCAGCCCCAUCAUCAGCUCCAAUGGGCCAGGAGAAGAUAAACUGUUCAGGAGCCAGAGUGCAGACGUGGAGAUCACCACGGAGAAGGAGCGGCUGAAGAAGAUGCUGUCGGAAGGCUCGGUGAGCGAGGUGCAGUGGGAGGCUGAGUUCUUCAGCCUGCAGGACAACAACACCAAGCUGGUGGCUGCUCUGCACGAGGCCAAUGCCAACGUGGACCAGUGGAAGAAGCAGCUGGCAGCGUACCAGGAGGAGACCGAAACGCUGCGGCAGAGGGUAGCAGAACUGGAGUCACAGGGGGCUCAGGACUCCCCCAGUGAGAACAACAAGGAGGAGCUGAGCCAAACCCUGGAGGAGUUGGAGCUGCUGAUCAAGGCUAAAGAUGAGGAGAUCCAGAUGCUGAAGAGCCAGAAGUGUGGAGGCCACUGGGAGGCUGAGGGGGAGCGAGAGGAGACGCUGCAGAAGCUGCAGCGCCCUGUGUCCUGCGGCAGGAGCUGGAGCAGCGCAACGCGGAGCUGGAGCAGCGCCUGCAGCUGGCAGAGCAGAGCCUGGCCGAGAGCCUGGCCGAGAGGGAGAAGAUGCAGAACGAGGUCACCAAGGUGGCAGAGGUGAUGGAUGUGAAGAUAUUUGAGCUCAGCGAGAUCAGGCAGGGCUUGGCCAAGCUGGUGGAGAGCAACUGAGGAGACCUGUCCCGAGCAGGGGAGCCUGAGCUGGGGCUGCUCCCUUGGCAGCAGCCUCCAGGUCAGCUGGGGCAGGACGUGCCAAGGAGCCCAGCAGCUGCCAGGACCUGUGGAGACCUGCCACAGCCACUGCCUGCCCUCUGAGCACCCAGAGAGAGGGCAGAGAAGACCUGAGCCACUCAAUCCUCUCCAGGGAGCAUCUACAAGUCACAGCCCAAACCUCUCUGGCCCCUGGCACAGCCCUGGCACAGCCCAGAGCCAGCAGCUGUGCCCAUGCUGCCUCCCCAGCCCCUCUGCUGCCAGCUGCCUGCCUGCAGCCUUCUCACACUUCUCUAGGGCAGGGCCUGAGCCUUCACCUUUUUCUCCAGUAGCUUUUUUAGGAAGCCACUUGCCUCCUGCAGCUCAGCUGCCUGCUUCCCCACCUGGGCAGGGGAGGAAGACUCUCAGCUGCCUGCUUCCCCACCUGGGCAGGGGAGGAAGACUCUCAGCUGCCUGCU
This is a messenger RNA of Pogoniulus pusillus (Red-fronted tinkerbird), 2632 nucleotides long. It is a transcript of the gene HOMER3, whose product is annotated as homer scaffold protein 3. Gene Ontology annotation, cellular component: cytoplasm; plasma membrane; postsynaptic density. NCBI's taxonomy places the organism in Eukaryota, Metazoa, Chordata, Aves, Piciformes, Lybiidae. The coding region runs from base 1042 to 2067 and encodes 341 amino acids. Gene Ontology annotation, molecular function: G protein-coupled glutamate receptor binding. The record is from RefSeq and is a predicted model, not a curated record. The transcript has 10 exons. Gene Ontology annotation, biological process: regulation of store-operated calcium entry; G protein-coupled glutamate receptor signaling pathway.